Messenger RNA from Didymodactylos carnosus, 2706 nucleotides. The record is from the annotation of a GenBank genome assembly. Lineage: Eukaryota; Metazoa; Rotifera; Eurotatoria; Philodinida; Philodinidae.
AUGAUUGAACAAUCAUCGUUUGUUAUUUUGUCAUAUUUUUUUUUAAUUAUUCAUAUAACAUAUGUUUCAACUACUAUGAAUUCUCCUCAUUUUCAAUCAAUUUGUCAGUCUGGUAUUAGAGAAGAUAAUAGUAAUUAUAUACAUUGUGCAAGAAAACAAUUACAAACAAUACCCGAUUUUUCACGUACAAAUACAUUUUAUGAUGAACUUGUUUUAAAUGAUAAUUUAAUUCAACAUAUCCCUACAAAUGCAUUUUUAGGAUUACGUGUUAAACGUCUUUAUUUACAAGGAAAUAAACUUCGAUCAAUAGCACCACAGGCAUUUAUUGAAUUAGCAAAUUAUCUUGAAGAAUUAGUUAUUGAAUUUGAUCAACAAUAUAUAACUAUGGAUAAAAUACCAGAUGCAAUACUAAAAAAUUUGUAUAAUAUUCGUUCAUUAAAAUUAAGUGAACUUAAUAUUCAUACAUUAUCAAGUGAUACAUUUCUACAUUUUAAAAAAUUAGAAAAAUUUUCAUGUCUAAAAUGUAAUUUAGUCAAAAUUGAUGAUUUAACAUUUGAAUUAAAUAAAUCAAUAUCAACAACAUUAAAAGCACUUCAUUUAGAUAAUAAUCAAUUAACAGAUUCAAAUUGGCCAAAAAUUUGUAAAAAUUUAAAAAAUUUAGAAAUAUUAACAUUAAGUCAAAAUCAUUUUCAAACAUUAACAAAUAAUUUAUUAACAAAUUUAACUCAAUUAAAAUUAUUUGAUUUAUCUUAUAAUGGUUUACAAACAAUAGAUACAAAUAUAUUUAUAAAACAAAAUUUAACAUUAGAAAAAUUAUAUUUACAAAAUAAUGAAUUAAAUUCUUUACAAUUAACAUUUUUAUUUAAUAUAUUUAAAUUAACGGAUAUAAAUCUUGAUUUUAAUCGUAUUACAUUUUUACCUGAAAAAUUAUUUCGAUAUAAUAAACAAUUACUCUAUUUAUCAUUACAAGGAAAUGAUUUAACAAAAUUAUCGAAUCAAUCAUUUUUAGGAUUAUCAAAAUUAAAACAUUUAAAUCUUGCACGAAAUCGUAUUCAAUUAAAUAAUGAUGAUCGUCCAUUUCAACAUUUAGAAAAAUUACAAAUAUUAAAUUUAGAUCGUAAUGUUCAAUUAAAAUUUUUUAAUACAACAUUUUAUGGUCUUGGACAAUCUCUUAUUGAAUUAAGUUUACAAAAUUGUAAUUUAACCGUAUUACCUCAUUAUGCAUUUAAUUCUUUAAAAAAAUUAGAACGUCUUAAAUUAGCAUCAAAUAAUUUAAAACAGAUACCUAUAAAAUUUUUAAAAUUAUCUAAAAAUUUAACAUCACUCGAUUUACAACGUAAUCAAUUUCAAUUAAUACCACGAUUAACACAUUUAACACAAUUACAUGAUUUAGAUUUAAGUACAAAUCGUUUAUGUACAAUAAAUGAACAAGAUAUUAUUAAUAUUUAUCCACAAUUAAAAAUUAUUGGUUUAACAGGAAAUCCAUUACAUUGUGAUUGUAAAUUAAAAUGGUUAAAAAUAUGGUUAGAUAAAAAUUAUGAUCAUGAAUUAAUACGUUUUUUACAAUGGACAUGUUCAACACCAAUAAAAUUUAAUGGUAGACAAUUAACAUCAUUAACAAUGGAUGAUUUAAUUUGUAAUCAUGAUGAACAAAGUAUAUGUGAAAAUAAAGAUGUUCUUAUUUCAACAACAAUAACAUCUUCAUCAACAAUUAUUCCUACAACAGUAGACAUUUUUCCUAUUACUACGACGAUGACAACGACAACGAUGACGACAACACUAUUAAAUAAACAAAAUGUCAGUUUGAUAAAAUCAGAUCAAUUAAUAAUAAAUAUUGAAUAUGAUAAUAGUAACAAUAUAAUUGUCACAUGGGAUUUAAUAACAAUAACAGAUGAAUUAAUAAAAUAUUAUCAUUUACAAAUUUAUGAUGAAAAUGGAAAUUUAAUUAGACAAAAAACAUUGGAUAAUAAUCAAUAUAAAUUUGAUAUUACAUCUUUAUUAACAUCACAUUAUACAAUUUGUAUUAAUAUUAUUUAUAGACAUAGACAAGAUAAACAUUGUCGUAAUUUUGUUUUAAAUAAUUUUACAACAAAAAUAUCUCAUGAAGAAAAUUUAUAUUUAAUUAAAUCUUCUCAACAACCACAAUCAAAUUCUAUUCAAAUUAUAUUUUUAUUUUCUGGUGGUAUAUUAGGAGCCAUUUUAGUUUGUUUAUUUGUAUUUAUUAUUUGUUUUAUACGUAUUCGUCGUAAACAAUCAAAAACAAUUAAACAAACAUGUUUCUAUCAUGAUACAUCAACUGGUAGUUGUAGUAGUACAAGUAAUGGUGUUGAACAGCAAAAUUCUUUACCUGAAAAAAGUUUAAUUACUAUGUAUGAUGAAUAUCGUCCACCCAUAUUUUACCGUCCAUUACAUCCACAACAACAAAAACUUCAUCAUCAUUGUGCAAUACAUUGUGGCUGUGUUCAUCAUCAAAAUACAAAUAAUAGUUCAGAUACAAGUGAAUGUUCAUUACAUUUAACCGAUACAAGUCAUUUAAAUAGUGCCGGUGCUUCUACACUAUCUUCAUCAUCAACUUAUCAUGUUUAUCAACAAAUUCCUUCUGUACAUAAUUUAAAUGGAUUUAUUAAUUCAUCAUCAUGUCAUUUACAUAGAACUUUAACACCGACACCCACAUUUUAUCCUCAUCCUUCAAAUGUUCUUAUUUAA